AAGUUAGAUUAGUUACAGUGAAAAACAUACUGUAUGGUACACAGAAUGAGCAAGCAGCAGCAGGGUGUAGUAAACACGUGACGUCACACAGCUGACUGGUGACACACGGACCAAACUUCCGACAUUUCACUUCACCUCUCCUCACAAUAACCAUGCAUGGCCGGCUGAAGAUUAAGACAACAGCUGAGCAAGCAGCAGAGAAGAAAAAGGAACGGGAAGAGAAACAGAAACUUUACCUUGCAGGACUAUCAAAGGUGUUUGAAAAGCGAGCCUCAGAGACCUACGAUGAGGAGUGCCUCAAGACCACAGCACAACUGUUGGCUGCCAACCCUGAUGCUACUACACUUUGGAACAUCCGUCGGGAGGCACUACUUGCCGGGAAGAGUGAGAAUGAAGAGCUGUGGUCAGAGGUGUUACAGGGUGAGCUAAAGAUGAUAGUGGCUUGUCUUGGGAAAAACCAUAAGAGUUAUGGUGCAUGGCAUCAUCGCUGCUGGGUGAUGGAAAACUUCCCCAACCCACCGUGGGCUGAUGAGGUCAAGCUUUGUGAUAGCUACCUCAAGCUGGAUGAGAGGAACUUCCAUUGCUGGGAUUAUCGGAGAUUUGUGGUAGCUGGCAGUAAACAGCAGCCUGAGGAUGAGCUGAAGGCUUCUCAGCAGCUGAUUGAACACAAUUUAAGCAACUAUUCAGCUUGGCACUACCGCUCUAAGCUUCUGCCUUUAGUCCAUCCACCCCCGGCCACUUCACCACACCCUGUUGCAGAGCAGGCCCUCAUCAAGGAGCUGCAAAUGGUGGUAGAGGCUGUAUUUACUGAUCCAUCAGACCAGAGUCCCUGGUUCUUUUUACGAUGGCUAGUUGGCAGGCAAGAGAAGGGACCAAGGCUGCUUCAGGUUGGAUACAUACAUACACAAGGAGAGGCAGGAAAAUUGGUGUGUGUAUUCUCCCAACCCGUGCCACAGAGUGCUGUGCCUGAGACAACAGUGGAUUUAGUGAAUAGUGGAGCCCCUCUGUGCUGGGGGGCCCCAGACAAGAGUGUGUACUCACGUGUUUGGGCUGCAGACUUGGCCCUUCCUUUGGAUAAAGAACAUAGUAUCACUCUGAGCCUCACUAGCCAGCCCACCAGAAGCCUCGUGGUGGGUGAAGGAGCAGCUCGAGCCUUGGAGUGGGUGGCAAACAUGGAGGAAUGUGGAGAGGAGCUAUCAGACACCACCCGCUCAACGCUGGAAGAAGUAAAGGAGAACUGCACCACCCUUGAUGAGUUGGAUCCUGACAACAAGUGGGUGAUGCUGACACUAGUCCAUGUCCUGUGGGCACUGGACUCCCGAGCUCACUUGCCUGCCAUCUUGCACUACCUGGCCCAGCUUCAGACCCUUGAUCCCCUCCGCCACAACUAUUACGCUGACAUGAAGAGCAAACUGGUGAUGGAGACAGCCCUCAGAAAGCACAGAGUCACUGAAGAAAAUGGAGAUAAAUUUCAUGUAUGCGGACAAGACCUCACACGGGUUACCCACAGCCAUCUGUUAGCAACCACGAAUUGUGUGGACCUUAGCAAUAAUAGCUUAUCUUCUAUUUCCUCCCUUUGUAAUUUGAUUGCAUGUAAAGAGCUGACUUUAGACCACAAUGAGAUUCAGAACCUGUCACCCCUAUCUACCUUAGCUGCCUUGCAACAUGUCUCUGUGGCUGGCAACAAAAUAUCAGACAUUAAGCACCUGUCCUGUCUGCAGUCACUGACAAACCUUAGACACCUCAACCUCAAGAAUAACCCUGUGUGUGAGGUAGAGGACAGUGAGACAUAUAUCAGAGAGCUUCUACCUGGCCUCCAGACACUCAUUUUGCGGUGAGAAAUACUUGGCCUUAUUAUUGAACAUCUUUCUUCGUUCAGCAAGGGUUUCUAUUUAAAACUUGUUUAUUUGGAUAUUGUACUCUGUUAUGCUAGUCUUUAUAUAAAGUUUUUGCAAGAAUACAACUUUUUUGGGUGAGGUUGAGGGCUACAAACAUUCUAACCUAGGAAGAUUUUCUUGCCAUUCAAGAAAGAAGCAGUAGAGAUUUUGUUAUAUUUUUUAUUUCUGAUUCUUAAAUGCCACCUUUCUGGUGUGGUAGUCACAUUAUUUUGCAUGCCAAUAUUUUGAGUGAAAUAGUAUUUAUGAUUGUUCAAGAAACUCAUUGUGAGGUCAUGUCCUCAUGAGGCAUAUAGUAAAUUAAAUCCUGGAUACCAGCAGCUGUUGUUGUAUAAUACUUAAGACUUGUUAUUCCAUACUUGCACACUUGUGCUUUAUGCAAAUAUCAAGCACAGUUAAAUAUAAAUAAAUAAAGGUUACUCUGUUAUUGGAGCUUGUGACAUCUACUGACCAAAUACACAUCAGUAGCUUGAGAUCUCCAGCUACAAAAACAAGAAUAAAGACAGGAGGUUGCUCUCCACUGGUUUGGAUUAUCAAAAGCUGAUCAAGUGGGGAUUGUUGAGCAAAUCCAAUACCAAUAAGUUGCAUUUAUAGUAAUAAAAAUUGAUAAAUUA
Portunus trituberculatus (swimming crab) is the source of this 2509-nucleotide messenger RNA. It is a transcript of the gene RabGGTa, whose product is annotated as geranylgeranyl transferase type-2 subunit alpha-like. Lineage: Eukaryota; Metazoa; Arthropoda; Malacostraca; Decapoda; Portunidae. Gene Ontology annotation, molecular function: protein binding; Rab geranylgeranyltransferase activity. Gene Ontology annotation, biological process: protein geranylgeranylation. The record is from RefSeq and is a predicted model, not a curated record. Gene Ontology annotation, cellular component: Rab-protein geranylgeranyltransferase complex; cytoplasm. Bases 153 to 1838 code for a protein of 561 amino acids. The transcript is spliced from 10 exons.